GACCACUGUCAACGAGAGCUCACUGAACGCCUACCAUGACUAUCCGCUCCGCUGUCUGGAUCCACACAGAAUGUAUUUCCACGGAGUCGUUUCUCACUUUGCAUUUGCGGUAGCCAGCCCGUCGCUAGUCGUCCAGUUGGCGACCUAAACAAAAACAUUUCUUUUGCACUUUAAGACAAGUUGGCUGGCUGACUGACUGCCGUCGGCUUGCUCCCUAUACGCGAGAACUCAUCGGCGAUUUUGAACGGGAACUGCCUGCUGAUUUCUCUGGUUUGCAAAACCUCGCAACCGUCGACGAUUAACAGCGUCAACCAGCUCACGUUAGCUUGCAUCCUUCAGCUGCUUUAAAAAGUCAUUUUUAUUCGUGUUUUUCCUUUUGUUUUUGUUGUUAGUAGUGCUUCGUUCCCCUCCCCGCCCCCCAAUAUUUUGUGACGUUUUAACAAACUGUUUUACCGGCUAGUGUAAUUUAACGGCAUAUAUUUUUUGGGCUGAAAACAAACAUUACCGUACUUGCUGUGCGUAUAUCUGGCUGAGUAGCCGUUGUUUACCUCGGUAUCUUCAGCAGCAGUCGGCUCUCUGCCAAGUCCGACUCUGCGACUGAAUCUCUCCAUCUCUUUACGGGUAACUUCAGAGAAGACAUCGGAUAAUGCUUUUCUACAUAUUUUAUUCUGCCAUGCACCUUCUCUUCACUGAAAGCUGCCAAAGCUGUGGUUAACGAAAGCUGAGAGAAGCUAGCGACAGAAGGAAGAGAACCAUUUGAUGGAAGAAAAGAAAAAGAAAACACAAGAAGAAAAGAACAAGACGGACGUUGCUCAGAAGAAGGCUACUGAUCAGAAACCCAAAGUGCCAGAGCCUGCUCCCACUAAGCCCAGUCCCGGCCCACCCCACCACUUCCACCCCGCCAGCCCUACGCUGCCCCUCUCCUCCUCCUCCUCUUCUUCUUCUGGCAAUGGCAAGCGCGCCUCCUCCAGUAGCCAACUCCCGACUCAGACUCCCCCUCAGCAGCAGUGCCAGUUGUCCUCUGCCUGUGCUCGCUACCCGCCCAGAGAGGUGCCCCCCCGCUUCCGCCAGCAGGAGCACAAGCAGCUACUGAAGAGAGGCCAGCCACUGCCUGCAGGAGCCCUCAGCACUCUCACCCUCUCCUCCUCCUCUUCACCCUCAUCAUCUUAUUCUUCUUCUUCUACGACUACCGGCUGCACUUCCCCAAACUCUACCGCGUCCGCUGAGAGCAAACGCCACCCAGACAUAUCCCUCCAGAGUGGCUGUAUUGCCCAGUAUGAGACCUCUCAUUGGGGAGCCUCUUUGCCAGUUGACAGCUCCUCCAGUGCCAACAACUGGGACAAAGUGAUUAUUGACAAAAGUGACACAGACGCUUGGCCCUCCAACAACCACAGCAGUGACCUCAGCCAUACCGCAGCACAAGAAUGCACCUUGGGCUCAGCUAGCUCAAACACAGACAACAUUGCUGUCACUACCACCAGUAGUUGUAGAAAUUUGAGUAUGGCCACAGGUGCGGCAGGCCAGCCGGCCCACUACCCCUCUCUUAAAGCCAACAAUAACAUGAUGACAGGACCUGGGUCAGCCAACACGUGUGGUAAUAGAAGCUGGGGUUCAGAUGGGAAACAAGAUGGUAUGAGUGGUGGCAGAGUAGGAAUGCCCAAUAACUGGGGCACUCCCAAUUUUAACAUGAACCUCAAUCCGAAUGCCAAUCCAUCAGCCUGGCCUGUCCUCGGGCAGGAGGCUGUUGGAGGUUGUGGCAUUGGCCCUAAUGUAGUGUCAAACUCCCCAUCCCUUCCACCAGGUAUUAAUGGCAAUGGAAACAUGGGAAAUGGGAACCUGGGAGGUGCAGAGAAUGGCAGUGGAGGUUGGGGUGGCCUGAUUAGUGCCAAUGAAAAUGAUCAACAGCACCCUUCAACCAACACAAACAUGUCCUUCAAAAUGGAACCUUCUAACCUUAACACUGACGGACCAAACCACACUAAGCAGCAGCAGCAGCAGCAAGCUCAGGAGCCUAUGAGCCCUAUCCAUGGGUUAACUGGCUGGGGAGGCCAGUCCCCCACUGAAUCAUCCCAGCUCAAUGGGGACACAACAGGCAGCUCUGUAUGGGGUAGUGGAGAAACCAAGGCAGCUGACUCCCCGAAGUCCUCAGGCUGGGACUCGACUCCGUCUGGAGGCCAUUCUGCAUGGGGCCGCCAAGGCAGUGGUGGUGGGAGUAGUGGAAGUGGUGGCUGGGGUGACGGCUGGGGGAAAUCUUCCGGUGGCGGAGAAGCAACUAAAGGCUGGGACUCGGUAGAGGCCGGUAGUUCUGGUUCUGGCCAGGAUCAGCCACUUAGCUCAUGGGGCCAGCAGAUUAGAACAGCCCCAGCAAGUGAGGGUAGUGGGGAAAGCAGCGAAAGUCAAUCUGGCUGCAGAGACAGGUCCUCCAGCACGGAUUGUACCCCUCUUCUACCCCGGCAGGAUCUGGAUCCUAGGGUGCUGAGUAACACGGGUUGGGGACAGACCCCCAUUCGACAGCACACUGUAUGGGAGAUGGAAGAAGCUAACUCUGAUGAUGAGAAGAGGAAAAGCUGCUCAGAUGCCAUGGCAGUCUCCAAUUCUACAGGCGGACCCUCAUCCAUCAAUGGAGGCGCCAUCAAUCAAAAAAUUGGGCCCAGUCAGAGGCCUGGGUCUGAGGAAAAGAGUGACAGUGAAGGGUUAUCAUCCUCUGGCUGGAGAGCCAUUCCACCUCAGCCUAUCCAGACUGGAUCAGGAUGGGGGGAGGCCCAACAGUCACGCAGCAAGGCCCCAAAUGGCACUACCAGUGGCUGGGGCGAACCUAAGCCUACUAAUGUUCCUAGAAAUGGAGGCACAUCCUCAUGGGGUUCUGAGGACAAGUCACCCAGUUGGGACAAUGGCGUGACAAAAAGUCAGCCUAACACUAACCCAGGCUGGGUAGACGGCCCCAAAAGCUCUCAUGGAUGGGGCAAUGGUAAUGGGGGCCCCAAUAACUCCAGUACAGGGGAUUGGGGAGAAGCAGAGGUCAAAAAGAAUGGAUCCUCCAGCAGCAUGUGGGAAGGAGAAGGAGGGAAUGGAGGAGGUGGGAAUGGAGGAGGUGGUGGAUGGAAGGAAAGCCCCAGAGGAGGAAAUAGAGGAGGAAACUGGGGUAAACCUGCCCCUACUGUGAGUAAUAACAGCUGGGGGGAGACCCCACAUGCAAAUGGCCCAGCGCAGGGAGGCUGGGGCUCCUCCAAGCCCCAGGAAAAUAACAGCAGUAGCAGCAGCAGUAGCACUGGCAGCGGAGGAGGUGGCAGUAUGGGUUCAUGGGGUGGUCCUGGUACUGUGAAGCAGAACACAUCAAGCUGGGGCAAUGGCAGCAAACAGGACCAAGGCAUGGAUCGCAGUGGAUGGGAAGAGCCCUCCCCUCCCUCAAUGCGCAGGAAGAUGGAAAUAGAUGAUGGAACGUCCACUUGGGGCGAUCCAGGCUCCAACAACAAGACCGUCAACAUGUGGGAUCGCAACAAACCCAAUAAUAACCCAGGCAACAGCGGCCCACCUCCCAGUAAGAAUGGUGGAGUGAUUAUCCCCAACAAUAACAACAACAAUCACUCAGUUGGCCCCGGCAACAACAAUCACCAUCACACUCACCACAUGCACCACCAUCCCCAUCAUAGCCAGCCCCCAACUCACCUGCAACAUCAUGGAAACAGCAAUGGGUCAUCCACCAACGGCACUCCACAUCCAGGCGUGGGACCCCAGGGUAGACCCCCCCUCGCCAACCCAGGUUGGGGAGAGGUUCCCAAUGUUCAACCCAAGUCAGAACCUGCUUGGGGAGAGCCAGCAGCUCCAACAUCAUCCGUGGACAAUGGCACCUCCGCCUGGGGCAAGACCUCAGGGGGAGUAGGAGGAUGGGGAGAUGGUGGCCACGAGCCCUCUGGACCCUAUGGCAGGGCAAACGGACCCACAGGCUCUGCACCCUGCAAGCCAGGCCCAAAACCUAUGCAAGAUAGCUGGGGAAAUGGAGGAGAGGAGAUGGGCAUGUCUACCGGGCAGUGGGACACUGAGGAUGGGGACAUGUGGAACAGCCCCACCUCCCAGGAGAGCAGCUCUUCUUGCAACUCCUGGGGCAAUGGACCCAAGAAAGGCCCGAGCAAGGCGAAGAUAGGCAAGCCUGAUGAGGCUUGGAUCAUGAACCGUCUUAUUAAACAGCUCACUGACAUGGGCUUUCCAAGAGACCCUGCUGAGGAGGCUUUGAAGAGCAACAACAUGAACCUUGACCAGGCCAUGAGCGCCCUGUUGGAGAAGAAGACAGACCUGGACAAGCGGGGCAUGGGAAUGAAUGAUUACAGCAAUGGCAUGAACAAGCCCAUGGUGUGUCGGCCCUCAGCACUCUCCAAAGACCCCUCCGACCGCAACUCCUAUCUUGACAAGGAUGGUAUUCUGUCAGAUGAGGCCCCCCCAUCACCAUUUUUGCCUUCCCCCAGCCUGAAGCUCCCCCUGGCCAACAGUAGCCUUCCUGGGCAGGGUCUGGGACAGGGCAACCCGGGGCUGGCCAUGCAAAACUUGAACAACAGACAGAUACCCAGUGGAAUGUUUGGCAGUAGUGGAGCAGCACAAACCCGGGCCAUGCAGCAGCAGCCUCCUCAGCCACCAGUGCCACCUCUCAGCUCCUCCCAGCCUAGUCUACGUGCUCAAGUGCCUCAGUUUCUCUCCCCUCAGGUCCAAGCACAGCUCUUGCAGUUUGCAGCAAAAAACAUUGGUCUGAACCCUGCACUUUUAACCUCACCAAUAAACCCUCAACAAAUGACCCUCUUGUACCAACUUCAGCAACUGCAAAUGGCGUACCAGCGUUUACAAAUCCAGCAGCAGAUGAUGCAGGCGCAACGCAAUGUUUCCGGCCCCAUUAGACAACAAGAGCAGCAAGUUGCACGUACAAUCACCAACAUGCAGCAGCAGAUCCAGCAGCACCAGCGUCAGCUGUACCAAGCGCUGCUGAUGAAGCAGCAGCAACUUCCCUCUCAUUCCUCUUCCUCCGCUGGUUUGCAUCCCCCCGGUGGCCACGCCGGAGGCCAUGGUUCCGGCAAAUCAACCCUGGACCCAUACACGGGCCCACACCAGGCUCCGGGUCACUCCGACACAAUGCACACCAAAGAGGCGCUGUCUUCGCCCAACGCCUACAGCACCUACCCUCUCUCUGGACUGAAUCCAAACAUGAAUGUAAACUGUAUGGAGGUUGGGGGUCUGUCCCUGAAGGAGCCCCCUCAGCCCCAAUCCCGCCUGUCCCAGUGGACACACUCCAACUCCAUGGACAGCCUCUCUGGCAACUCCUCAAACAUGGAGAACAACCUCAAUAAGCACGGUGCCAUAUCUGCUGCCUCAUCCCUGGGCCCCCCUGGAAAGCCCUCCCAUAUGGAGGACUCAUACAGCCCUUACAAUCUAAUGUCCAGCUCUGAGUCCCCCACCAGCCCCCAAGACAGCUGGGGCCCUGGCAAGAGCCAAAAUGAAAAGAUCUCCAAUGGGACCAACAUUAACUGGCCCCCAGAGUUCUGUCCAGGUGUGCCAUGGAAGGGUCUUCAGAACAUUGACCCUGAGAAUGACCCCAACAUGACCCCUGGCAGCGUCCCCAGCGGUCCCACCAUCAACACCAACAUCCACGACGUGAAUCGAUACCUGCUGCGGGACAGAAAUGGAGCCGCUUCCCCAGCUCCGUCACUUGAGAAUGGCUCUCUGCCUCCAACCAGCAGUGACUGGCCAGUCAGUGGCUACAAUAGCUCUUUCAGUCUGUCAUCCUCUGAUGGAGACAGCUCAGGAAAAAUGUCUGACAUGAAGUCCACCUGGUCCCAAGGGCCCAUCUCUCAGAGCCAAGCCUCUCUGUCACACGAGCUGUGGAAGGUUCCUCAGGGGCCGCGCAGCAACCCAGCCCCUUCCCGGCCUCCCCCGGGGCUCACCAACAACAAGCCCUCUUCCACCUGGGGAGGCAACUCACUGGGCCUGGCCCAAGGGUGGAGCAACUCCUACACCUCUGAAGGAACCACCUGGAGUACGGAGAGCUCCAACAGGACCAGCAGCUGGCUGGUGCUGAGAAAUCUCACCCCACAGAUUGAUGGUUCCACUCUGCGGACCCUGUGUAUGCAGCACGGCCCCCUGAUCACAUUCCACCUCAACCUGACCCAGGGGAACGCUGUGGUGCGCUACAGCUCCAAGGAUGAGGCCGCAAAAGCCCAGAAGUCUCUGCACAUGUGUGUGCUUGGAAACACCACCAUCCUGGCGGAGUUUGCCGGGGAGGAGGAGGUGAACCGCUUCUUUGCACAAGGCCAGUCGCUGGGGGUUAACACCACCAGCUGGCAGGCCAAUCAACCAACCAAUCAAAACCGGAUGGGCGGGGCAUCACAGUCCCACUCUAUGGGUCAGUGGAGCAGCGGUGGCGGUGGAGGCAAGCCCAGCGGAGGCGACUUGCUGUGGGGCAAUGUUCCCCAGUACUCCAGCCUGUGGGGACCGCCGAGCGGAGAGGACGCCCGUGUGAUUGGGAGCCCCACCCCCAUCAACACCCUGCUGCCUGGAGAUCUUCUGAGCGGGGAGUCCAUGUAGGAUGAUGCUACGAUACACUAAACAACCAACCCACCAUGUCACGUAAGGCAUUCGUGGAGGGGGUGAAAAAAAAAAAAUUCAAUAUAAACAGGAGCAAAACCCAAGCAAAUCAUGUGGCGAUAAUCAGUAUCAAUUUGAACUGUGAAGUCAGAAGGCGGGAGUCCCUACCACACAGACUGCAGACUCCAGUCCUUCUGACUUCUGCUUUGGUCCCUUUUUUUUGUUUGGUUUUACCUCCUUUAGGGAAAAAAAAGCAAGAUAUUGUUUCCUUCUGUAUUUUUGAAAUCAUAUAUAACUAACUGAAAUGAGACACAACACAAAGAAACCUUUUAAGUGUUUUUAGUUUUUCCAUAAGUAUACAUGACAUUCUGUGUGAAGUUUUUUAUGAGAAGCAUUCAAAGCUGCCAUCUGAGACUUUCCUUUUCCCUCCAAAAAAAAAAAAGAGAAUCAUCCCAAAAUAAGACUUAAAACAACCAUUCCCAGCAUGUCCAUGGCCAAUGAUGUGGUUCAAAGACCUUUACUAGUUAUGUUAACGUUUGUUUCUCAGCACUAAUAUUAGCCUUAAGUGCUCUCUGGCCUAGGUCCUCCCAAGCCGCCUUUUUUUAGUUUAUUUUGUAACUGAAGAAAUAGCUGAAAUCUUGCACAGUUUCACCUCUGAGCCAGCAGGUGGUACAGGACAUGACUGGUGACCGACUCUGUCACUGGGCAGUGAGAAGGCCUGGCCGCGUGACUGGCCCUACCAAUCAUCAGCUUAAUUACUUUGAUUUGUAUUCUCAAAGGGAUAGACACAGCUGUUAAAUGUCCUCUUUAUUUGUAGGUCUAGACCCAAGCGCAUUUUUUUAUAUCUAUUACAACAUAUAAGCUGACAGAAGAUUAUUUGUCAACCUCGCUGCGUGUCUCCGUACAUGCCUAUGUAUGUCCGGUGGCACCCAAUCAUUGACGUCUGCAAGCCCAGAUCCUUCUGGUCACCUUCAACCCAGUCGCUUACCGGUGCUGUGUUGAAUUUUCUAUUGUCCGAUUUGUUAUGAAGCCCAGCGGUCUGUAUAGUCAGCCAGUUUUUGGAGGAAAAAAAAGGACACAAUUUACCUUCAUGCGACAGUUACAUUGUGCAAUAUACACCAUAGACCUUUCUUCCGUCCAUACUCUACGUCCACCGGAGCUGGUUUCUCUUUUUGUUUUUGCUUUUUCGAUUGUUGCUGAUUGCAGCAAAAGACUUUGGAACUUCACAAACCUUUACCCCCUUUUUCAAAACUUGGAUUCCCCCCAGGCCGCCAGUCCCCCUGAAGCUGUUGGGAAAAACUCUGCAGGAGGAAUCAACAGCUGUUGAACUGUGCAUGCAGCAAACUGUACACAAGAAGGACAAUGGGUACACAAUAAUGCACACUUCCUCUCUGCGUGCCACAGCCACACCCAACAGAGACUGAAUCCGCAGUGGGAUUGGACGGUUUGGGUAUCUGGCACAAUACCAAAUAAGAGGGGUUUCUCCUAAUGCAGUAGACCUACGAGUGUUCCUUGCGUUUGGUACUGUACAAACAAAUGAGACUUUUAUAAAUUCAAAGGGUUUUAUCAUAGCACUUAUGAAGAGCAAAUCGCUUCAUCUGCAAUCCAAUAAAUCAAAAAAAAGGAGCAGCAUAAACAUUGAAAACAAAAUACUGCUCUUUCAUGUACUAUAUCUAUUCCUUGGAAAUGUGUCUGGCGUUGUUCCGAUGGUAGCAGGACGAAGGGAAACGGAACUGAAUUGUACCUUUGGACUUUGGGGGAAAAAAUGCAGUCUGUGAUUUUUAUUUUUCUCCUUCUUUGAACAAUAUCAAAGUGAAUAUCACUGUUACUCCAAAUGUUAAGCCUUGUUCUGCUUGGAGGCACUAGACUUGCAAUGUCAGCUGUCUCUGACGCCCGCUGGCCAGUCAGUCGGUGGGUGAGUCGGAGAGGAGUCGGGUGGGGAGGGGAAGUGUCCACUGAGUGCCUCUGUGCUGUGGUCCUCUGGGUGUCAAGCGGCAGCCCCACAGCGCAGCACCUCCUCCUGGGCUCCACUCCCUCAGUCUGGCAAAGGAAAGCGGCCCCCUCCAGGACCGGCCAAUCGCGGCUCUCCGCCCCACGCAACAUCUCCCAACAGGGGGGCCCGCCACCACCCGACCCCGCUGGCGUCUCGCCCUCUCCCCCAUCUCUCAGUCCUUUGACACAAAGAUCACUUUAGCUGGAAGAUGUAAUAGUCAUAUUUCUGGAAUUUUUGCCAGUGUACUUUUUAUUUUUUUGGAAAAGAUCAUUUUGACUUUAUUUUUUUCAAUGUGUUAUAUUGUUAUUUGUGUCUACAUGCAGUGGUCUACAAUAUACCGGCUGCUGAACUAGCCCUUCACUGUUCAUAUGCAGAAACACUUUGGUCAGAGGUGCCUCUGUAUGUUCAUCCUGUGUAUUGAAUGCAAAACAAGGAUCAAUACUGCAGAGCGUUAUUGAUUGUCUAUUUGUUUUUAACUGAUCAUGCUUUUGUUUGACAGUAUUCUGUAGUACUUCCAGGUAGUAUCUUGAGAUGUGUAAAAAUAGGGUGUCUCAGACGGGUGUGGGUAUUUGUUGCUCCAAGCUGCUCCGCCUGCCCGCAGGCUGUCCCCCCUUGCCCUUUGCCUAGCUGCUACGCUAUGACCUCCUCCUCCACCUCGACCAGACCCAGUAGCCCCCCCUGACCAGGCCCUCCUAUCUGUUUCUAUGCAAAAGACUAGAGGCUGGGGCCCUUUACGGCACGCCAAACCUGACUCGGGAAUGAGCACUCCUCCCAGAGCUUGGCACACCCAACCCUUGCACCCUCUGUGCGCUUCUGUCAGCACUUAAGAAUGGCCGCCAUUUCUGUAAAGUCAGGCUCAGCCACCAGAACACUGUCCUAUAUAAAAGCCGAACACUUACUUUAAGUAGGUCUUUCUCUCUGUGCUGAAGACACUUCUGUCCAUCUUGAUCUCAGGGUAGGGGAGUAGAUGAUACCAAGUAUGAGAUGCAGCUCUCCGUAUAUAUAUGUCCUUUCUACUGUGAGAGCAAAGUCUAAAAUUAAAAGGCCAUCUGUGCAACAAUUUUUACGGACCUCAUGCUUCGAACGUAAUCCUAAUUGGAAGGAAAAAGGCUUGUAUUGAAUCCUUUUCCUCAAAAGGUGGCCUGUUGUUACUGUUUCGGGGGCCAAUUAUUGCGUGUAAAAGUUGCCAACGUAAAGUGCCAAUAUAAAUUUGCUGUGUCAAACUGUAUCUUUAUAGAGAGCACUUCUGUUCCCUGUUCGGAGGAGCUUUGAUAACCUUUGCAGAGGGUGAAGCGGGGGACAGGAGGGAUCAAACAAAUGGGCAGCAGCAUCACACCCUUCAAUGACUGAGAUUCUUUUUUUUUGUGUGUUUUUGUGGGGAACGCCUCAUGCUAAGGAGAAAAUCUUUACUCAGUUGGGGGUUCCAGUUUGCUACAGUGCACAGUUGAUGAUGGGUAAUCCCGGGUACAUAUUUUUUUAAAACCAAAAAUGAAAUUGCAUUUUAACGUCAUUUUUAUGAAGUUUGACAUAAAAAUCUUAAAAAUGCUAAAAAAUCUAAGUGAAAAAAAAGAUCUAUAAUAUGUUAAAUCUCUGCACUUCUAGCUGAAACGUCUCCGCUCAUCAGCCUCUACUACCACUAUCUAACGGAGUAGAGUGGUGGCCGGGGUGCCUUUUUGUGGAUGCUGUAUUUAUCUUGUUUUUAUGUAUGUGUCCUGCUCAAAGCAGGCCCACUGAACUGUACAUUUCCACAGACCCAGAUGGCUUGGGCCCACUGUAUCAGCCUCGCUCUCCUCACUCUGCAUCAGCAGGAGGGGAGGGGCACAUUUCAAGAGGUACAAAGUCUUAAAAAACAUUUUAAAAAAAGUUUUAAAAAUUACAAAAAUAAAAAAAAAUUAACAAGAAAACGGGAAAAGGCUACCUUUCAGGACUUGCAGUCCUGCAGCACACAAGCAAAAAUCACUAUUGCCUGUUUCUGUAACUGCCUUGAUCCAAGCUCAGACAGACCCAAUAGCCGAGGACCUCCCAGCAUCCUGUACUAACUGGAGAACCCUGACAGUGAAGGGGGUUUCCCAUGCUGCACCAGCAUCGAGAGGUUCUCCUCUCUAUAGCUCUGUUCUAGAUGACAGUAUAUAUGUAUACACUACAUGUAUACAGUAAGUAUACAUAUAUAUCUGUGAGUUCAGUGUGUGGUAUCACCUCUUCAGACUUCUUGGAUCGUAACCUCUGAAACGUUUCAUUUUAGUUUGAAAGGUCUUGGUUAAAUACAACUGAAAAAUGAGCAAUAUGUAUUUUCCCCGCAAAUAAGCGAUACGAAGGAAAGAAUUCGGGUUGAGUGUAAACUGAUACUUGAUUGAUUGAAAGCUACGCCUUUCUUAUGGAGUUGGAUAUGCACGUUCUGGCUUUGAUGACAUAUUACAGUACUUUGAAGUGCUUGUACUGUAAAUAUGUGUUAUUGUUUGUCAAUUAGCCUGUCUAAAAGCCCAACCCAACCAGUCGCUAAAAAAAUCUCAAACAUAUCAAAACACGACAAAAUAUUGAACACAAAUACUUGAAUCACGGAGCGCCAAUAAUGUAAUGUGAAGUCAGUAAUUCUCUUCUAGUUCCCUCCAUCUGACAGGUACACUUGGGGGGCUUUUAGAGAAUAUUAAAAAUGGAUUGCAUUAAGUUACAAAUACAAAAUCUUAGAGGUAAAAAUGCAAAGUCAUCUUAGAUGUGUGCUUGAAAGUCUGUAUGAAUGUGUGCGCAAGAAACUGUGUACCAGGCAAAUGGCCUGUUGUUGUGUUCCACUCAGUAUGUUAUAUUUUGUGUCUGUUUUUAUCUUUUCUUUUAUGUUGUUCUGUCAAAAAGUGUUUUGAUAGACAUGUUAUUAUCUUCUAACGUUGCACUGAGUGUCUUCUACCCCUCACUCAGCUAAUCGUAGAUGAACGAGUCAAAGUACGGAGGGGAGAUGGUGACAAUUCACGUGUACAUGUUUACUCAAGGACUUAAUGGAUUUUGUUUCAUUUUAUCUGUAAAAAAGUUUAUCUACCUUAUAGUGGCUUUUAUUGUGGAGUAAUCCAAUACAAGGAUUAUCAUUGAGUAUUGCACCAUUAUGUUCCAAUUGUAUAAAAAAAAUGAAAAAAAAACUACAAAUAAAAAGACAAAAAAAACUAGAAAACAAAAAAAGGGGGUAAAAAAAACAAAGAACUGUUGCCAUAGAUAGUUGUAGAAGGACUAGUAAUCCCUAUGUUAACUUCAUGGAGAAAUGGAAAGGGAUAAAGUGUGGGAGGUGAGUUUGUUACAAGACUCAUUUCAGAGGUGCCUAUCUUUUCGGGGGGGGGGGGGGGGUUGUUGUGUUUUUUGCAAAAGCCACCUGUCGUUUACAAGCAUUUCAUUUGUCUGAAGUUCAAGGAAAUACACAUUUAUAACAGGAAUGUUGUAAAAAAAAAAAAAUCAUCUUCCAUCAAAUAUGGACAUGAAAAUUUUGCAAAAUGAAGAUUUAUGCUACUUUAAGAACUCUGGGAUUGAUCAGUGUUGUGUCAUAUUUCAAUUUAAAUUUAAGUUCUCUUUCAGUGUCGACAGACUAUCUCUAUGUAUUCUGUAAGUUGUGAUGUUAUGUUUCCUGUAAGCAACGCAGUUUGCUCACUAUCUUGCACACUCAUAAAAGAUGUGGAUUAUGUCUCAGGAAGGCCAGGGUUCCAGAUACCAACUCCAUCAUUUCUAGGUUUAAUGUUUGCGUGAAAAAAAAACCCAACUGAAAACCAUUAAACUCCAAGCAGGCACUGAAGGUCAUGAGUUUAACAGAACAUAGAGUACCAUUGUUUUCUUGAAAGCAACAACAAAAAUGUUCGUAGCAAGUUAUAUAUUUACCAAAUAAGACUGAGAAUCAACUUUGAAAAAAGUGGAGUGCUUUACAUGUGAAAUCUAAGUAGAAUUGCUUUACAUUUAACCUGAUCAAUGGUUUGAUUGUCAAAAGACAGUGACAGAAAAUACAUUUGUAUGUUUUGACUUGUUAAAGUUUCCAUCCUGUAGUUCAGGAGCAUUGUGCAAGAAGUUUAUUUGUUUGUUUUAAUCAUCUCUCCUGUCUGUUAACAGGUAUUUCAAUAGUUGAGAGGUUUUCUUAACAUGUAACGGAAGGUUUUCAGAGGAAGGUUUGAGGUGGAGGAGUAAAGCUGGUUUUUAAAGGAUCAUGAUCUAUGCACAAGUGGGAGGGAAGAGUCCAAACCCAGCUGCUGUACUGCGGGCGUUUGUCGACUCAGACUGGGGUUCAGGGUUUGAUGUAGGGUCGUUCUUGUUUUGUCUCUUGCUCCAAUUUCCUUCACUCUACUUCCCCCUUUCUCCUUAUCGUCAUCUAAUGUUUUAGCAAAAUGUUACAUUGCGUCGCCAUGCUGUGUAAUCCUUAACCAAUGAGCGCUUAUCCUUCUGCUAAAGCACUGUGGGUUGUACUGAGAAACAUUUCCCAUGACUUUUAAAGGCUGUCAGUUUUUUAAAGGGGACGGGGGUGGGGGAUGGAAUGGGGGUACUUUGCCUUUGCCUUUCUCUUUACUUUGAAAAAAAAAACAUUAAGGAAAAAUGUCUGUAACUGAAAUACAAAGUUGUGGCUUUUAAUGUUGUUCUUUUUUCUCCUCAUAGAAUGUGAUUGUUAAGGACAUGCACCGGAAAAAAAUGUUUCCAUGAAUUAUGGAGCUUCUUUCGGACUAUAUUAAUAAAUACAAAUUUUCUUGCUGUUA
Molecule: messenger RNA, 13266 nt
Organism: Eleginops maclovinus (Patagonian blennie)
Lineage: Eukaryota; Metazoa; Chordata; Actinopteri; Perciformes; Eleginopidae
Gene: tnrc6c2
Product: trinucleotide repeat containing adaptor 6C2
Exons: 23
Coding region: 760-6564 (1934 amino acids)
Biological process (GO): positive regulation of nuclear-transcribed mRNA poly(A) tail shortening; miRNA-mediated post-transcriptional gene silencing
Cellular component (GO): nucleoplasm; P-body
Molecular function (GO): protein binding; RNA binding
Source: RefSeq, a predicted model, not a curated record